This is a messenger RNA of Rubroshorea leprosula, 1053 nucleotides long. NCBI's taxonomy places the organism in Eukaryota, Viridiplantae, Streptophyta, Magnoliopsida, Malvales, Dipterocarpaceae. The record is from the annotation of a GenBank genome assembly.
AUCUUUCUUCUUCCCCUUCUUUCUUUCUCUUUCUUUCUUUCAAACCCAAACGCAGACUUGGAAGGCUACUGCCGGACCUGAAGAUGACGGUUUUCUUCCUUGACUUGCGCUGCAGGAUCAGAUUCCUUCAAAGGUUUCCCUCCUCCAGCUCCAGGUAAAACUUAGAGUAUGCUAAAUGGGAGAUUAGUUUCACUCGACUAUGAAAGUAAGUUGCUUGGAUUGCCCAGUUAGUGACGACUCAUCAACAGUAGAUGAUUCGCUGGCGACUCGGCCACGACCAGACCCAAAUUGAGGCUACAUGACGGGAGAAACAAAGGAAGAAAAACCUGGAAGAACUGGGUCAGACGACCUACUACGGCCGCAACCAGGUCCAACUUGGGUUGGCUAUGGCGAGCAUUGCCCCGACUCAUCCGAUUCGGAUUGGGCAAAAUCAAAUUGGGAAGGAGCUAGGGGAAAGCUGUCACCUUAGCCGCGUCCACAGCUGGAAGUGGAGAAUGGGGAUGAUGAUUGGAGUAGAAGAGGGCUUUGGGUCAGCAAUCCAUUGUAGUGAUGGUUGGAAAUUUUCAUAGGAUCUUCCUAUGAAACCCAGAUACUCAAAUUGAAACUAAAACUUGAAGCUAGGGUUUUGGAUUUUGCAAAGAGAAAGGAGCGAACUUCUACGCUGGGGGGUUUUUCGGAUCUCUUUCAGAGCACAACAGCACCGCUUAACAUAAACUAAAUAAAUAAAAGUGAUAAUUAAAAAAAAUCCUCAAAAACAAUAUGCUCAUGCCGUGUUCUUCAAAUCCCACCUGAAAGGCUGAAUUUAUCCCUUCGAAAUCGUCUCUAGUUCUGAAGGGAGAGUUUUAAAGAGAGAAAGGGAUCAACUUUUAGCUUCUCUCUUGAACUGUCUCUCUGUACUUCUCCUUGGACCAGUUUAGGGUUCUCAGUUUCAGUUCCAAGAUGGUCAGUUCUCGUUUUCAUUUUCCUUUUCUGAAUCACUAAGGUUCACAAGGUUAGGUUUCGACGAACCCAGCAGUUGGGUUCGACAAAACCCAAUAGAUUUGGAUUUCGUCG